This is a messenger RNA of Nasonia vitripennis (jewel wasp), 10045 nucleotides long. Its product is annotated as mucin-2. The coding region runs from base 246 to 8990 and encodes 2914 amino acids. The record is from RefSeq and is a predicted model, not a curated record. Lineage: Eukaryota; Metazoa; Arthropoda; Insecta; Hymenoptera; Pteromalidae. The transcript has 20 exons.
CCGGCCGCGGGUUAUACACGCCCGAGACUCUUCGACACUUUAACGUCGAGCGAACAGCGAGUUGCUGCGUGUGCCUCUAUGAACGAGUGAAGCCCAUGGACGGCAGUACUGUCGCGCCAAUAUCCCAAUAACAAGUGCGAGUGCGGCUACCCGACUGUUUCCGCUGAUUCGCUGGACACUUUGGCGAACCUGCGAGUGAUCUGUGAUGUGCGACACGCCGAGAUAGGACCGCCUUUGCCUGCAGAAUGGAGCUGAAAUGCCUAAAAUGGGUGCUGUUCCUGCUAUGCUUGUUAAUCGUCGCAACGGAAGGACUUCAAGGUUCCGCGUUAAAAAGAGGUGAGAAGAAAAACGAAGAAGUAUCGCGAACUCGUGGUUCGACUCGACGUGGCUCGAGAUUUGCAACCUCUACGAGCGCGCCUGCGGAACCGAAAGUCGAAGUCGCCAGUGCCAAACGCGAGUACAAGCCGCGCAAUCGUGAUCCUUCGAGAUUCUCCUCUCGCAAGCUAGCUUCGAAGGCCCAGCAGUCCGAGGUGAAGAAGUCAGCUGCUGACGACAGUAGCGUCAGCAGUACUCAAGGCAAGGCAUACCUACCGGAGCCCUCGACUGACUUUCGAAGAACCGGAAGGGUUCUGAAGGACAAAGACAAUGUGCAGAACAUCGAGCCGCCGAAGGUUGACUCUGGCAGAUCAACAGGUCGAAGAGGACCGUCCAGAUUUAGCAGGGAUAGGUCGAAGGCGAAGAGCGAGGCGAAGGAGGAGAGCAAUGCUGGACCCUCGGUUUUUCAAAGCCAAACGGAGAAUACCAGGUCGAGAACCGGCAGGAAGAUCCAGAGCAACACGGUGCUGACCGGUAGGCAGUUGAAGAGCAGCGUCCCCUCGAGCUCGAGGUACUCACGAGUUGACUCGAGCGACAAGUCCGAGUUGAAGCCGGCGGAGAGCAUGCAGAGGAGCAGCCGGAGAAGCUUCAACACAAAACCUGAACCGGAAGACAACCGUCAGGCUGCUUCUCGUCUGAGGUACGACAUCGCUGCCUCGGGCUCCGAGAGCGUCCGCAUCAACAUCCCUCUGAGCUUCCCGGUUGACUCGGAGUCAACCACGUCAACCGAGUCGUCCAGACGACCGAUCGGUUCACGUUACAAGCUGCGCGGUAGGCAGGAAGCUUCCAACGACCACAAACCUGAAGUGGAGAUCAACACCGCCAGCAAUCGAGGUAUCUCCAGGAGAUUCGAGGGCAGCCCGAGCAGCACGACGACCGAGGCAGCCACUUCUCGCGCUCGAGGCAGGAACAGCUACUCGAGCAGAAAGAGCAACACCGUGACGGUCGAGAUCGGCUCCACGACGACCGCAGCCCCGGACCAGAGGCGAAGGAGCUUCAACGGCAAGUCAACGCCUAGAGGUUUCGAAGCUACCAGGGCACAACCUAACAAGCUAGCGGAGGCACAGAGUUUGGAAAACAAGAGAUCGAACCGACCCAGAGGUCGGUACAAAGUGGAAUCGAGUAGUCCCAACACCUUGGUUCCAGUUAGCAGUACUGUGACACCGAAUAUCGAGGUGGAGCUGACAGCAGCGCCACCAACUCAACCGCCCGUUACGAGUACGACGGGGAAGACUUCAAGAAUGCCAUUGCAGAGCGUGACGUUCGUCGCGCCGCCAACGUCCGAUGCACAAAUCACCAAGAGACAGAAUAACUUUGGGAACAGACCUGGUGGUCAGGGCAGAAGAGGCUCAAAGGAGGACUUCUUCAACCACGGGCUGGGAUUUAGGGGGAGAAGACCACCUGGGCCGAAUGACGCGCCAACAGUGCCACCACCGAUCACGACAACUACAUCAGCUCCAGCCACAACAGCUGCACCUCCGGCCGACAGUACUGGCCGGGGUAAUCCAGGCUGGACUCUGAGACGUCGUCCUGGUCACUGGCACGAUGGCAAUCCACCAGGUAAUCCGGGCGAUCCUACGGCUCCCGUUGAUCAGGGAACGAGCACGGCGAGUUCUGGAACUACGCCGAAAGGGGCUAGAAGGGGCAACAAAACUUUCGUCCAGGGCGGAAACGGAAAUCAGCAGAUCAGCGAAGACGACAACUAUCCGCCCGACUUCAAAGCUAGACUUGCGCUACUGAUCCAGCAAAAAGGGGCUGGGCAAACGAGAGGGCCGUUAGAGGAGCAGCGAUCGCAAAGCAGCUCGAAUGUGAUCGAUGCAGCGAGUACCGAUCUCGAUCUCGCAGCCUCUGAUAAUGCGUACAAAGUCGUUGUUGCCCAAUCAGCCUACCCUGUCGAGGAGCAAGUAAGAGAAAAAAAAGGAGAAAUAAAAAAAAACUUUUUAAAUUCAUCGCUUUUUGUGUUGAGAAUUCAGUGUAGUCAUGCUGAAGGAUCACGGAAUUUUCAGGCCAGCAAGAUGUCGACCAGCGAGCUUUUCGCGGCCCGCUCGCGGGUGAAGCUGGAAAACGCCCGAAAACUGGUGAAACCCGAACUGAACAUUGACGAGACGAGUUCGCGGCCGGUAGUCGGCGAUGCCGCGGGUCAGAGCAAAGACGAGAAGCCCAGCGACGAUUCGGCAGUCGACGAGGGCCAGAAGGUCUUUAAAGUCGCGAGAAAAUCGAGCGCGACUAUCAGAGCACCGCCGACCGAGCCCCAGAAGAUCACGACCAAGUCCGACUGGAAACCCGCGACCAAGUUGAGGAAGCACUUCAAGGAAGCCCAACAGGCGAGAACCUCGAGAUACAAGCAAGGAAGUAGCAGCGCUUACACGGCCAAGCCCAAGUCCUCCUCGUCGUCGACAGCGAGCGCGGUGACCAAGAAGAGUAGCGAAACGGAAAGUGAAGGGGCCGAGGACAAGAGCAAACAGAGCAGAGCGACAGGUAGGUAUCAGGAGUACAAGUACAAGUUUGUCCCGAAGAACCGAGGGAGCAAACUCCGAGGGCCGACUCCCUCGCACGAUGGCGUGGCCGCCGUGGUCCACGAGGAGAACUCGAUCCCCAGCACCAAGUCGCCCCUGAUCGAGAAGUCCCGGAAGACCUUCGCCUCGAGGAAGAGCGAGAAGAGCUCCGUUGAAGAUAUCAAGGCCGUGGCUCUGAAGCUGCGCAAAACCCUGGAGAGCAUCGAGAAGAGCAACCAGACCCCCAGACCGCCGAGAAGAUCCGACUCGCCGGAAGGCUCGACCACCUUGCUCACCACCAUGAGGACCGUCAAGUCGUUCUCCUUCUCGACUCGUCUGGUUAAGGACGACGGCGAGGCGAUCGCCUCCUCGACUCAGAAGAUGAGCGAGGACGAGCCCACCACCCUCGCGCCGAUCACCACUCAAGCGACCAGCACGAGCUUCACCGUCGCCACCCAACAGCCGACCACCACCACCUUACCGAUCUCCGACGACCUGAUCAACGAGAUCGAGAACUCGGGAGUGUCGAGCACCACCGAUAGCGGCAAUGAUCUACUCUCCGCUGUGAAAAGCACUCGAAGUCCCGACUACGAGCCUCCGAGCGCAGCUCUGACCAACGAUACCGGUUCGCCGGUCUACGUGGUCUAUCCGUCGGCAACGGAGAAACCGCUGAGCGUCGCUAUCACUCCCAAGGUCUACCGAUACCACGCGACCGUUAAGCCCGACGACGAAUUACUCGGACAGCCUCUAGCUUUGCAGCAGUCGGUAGUGCAGGAACCGGUCAUCAGUGUCAAAGUAUCCAGUGGCGAUGGAUCGGCCGAUAACUCGAUCGUCCUCGAUUCCAACUCCAAUAUCUUCAAUCCGGCCCAGAGCGCGAAGAUUCUGGAGACCGGUAACGCGACGAUUUUGGAACAGCUCAGGAGCACCGUCGCACCCCUGCUCAGCACCCUCGGCGCCAAGUCGCCCGUUUUCCAAAGCGUUUACAAAAACACCAACAGCGCGAACUCGUUGCCGAGAGUGACUCCAAGCGGUGCUCCUCCGCGAUUCAGCGCGAGAUACAGAGGCGCUGAACUCUUUGUAAGAAGACCAACACCUCCGACCAAUUCUCUGCCAUCGAAUGGUAAAGAUGCGCUGAACAUUGAUGUGUCAAGUCCUGGAGAACCGAAAGUCUUAACGUAUUACCAAGCUGUUGAGACUGCCAGCAUUAACAACGAACAGACAGACGUACGUCACUUGUGGCAGCUCGGUAGAGCUGACCAAGUAGAGAGUACUACUAAAAACAGUUCUAACAGUGACUUGCCAAGUGUAAUACCAAUAACCGUAACAAAUACCAUUAACGACGCUGGUCCUUCACCUAGCGAUAAUGCCACGACUGCUCCCACGACUGACACAACAAUGAUCGCCACUGCUACUACUAAAACAAUUGACAAUAUCGAAACGACACAACAACAGCCAACCGUUGAGAGCGACGAAGCUCUGAUUAUGACCACUGGUUCCACCACCUCGAUUAUGGACUCUCCCGACGCAGCGGACCUUAAGCUUGUAACCCUAGAGUCCAGCAGCACUAGUAGGCCUACCUCUACCAGCACCGAGUUGAUUACAGAAGUAUCGGUAUCGAUCGGCGACAGGGUUAAUUCCAUCACCGAAUUUACCACUAGCUCACCGACCACCACUUCGGAGCCCAAGUCUUCCUCGGUAUUAACCACGACGAUGCAAACGGCCGAUGGAUUUUUGAGCGAAAGCUCCACAGAUAUGCCGACGACUUUGCCGACGUUGGUUGAAAACUCGGUCGUUACCACCGAAAGCUCGGUGGAGGCCACUACUACCUCCUCGGUGGUCGGCUCCGCAAGCACCGAGGAAUCGACUUCUCAAAUGAUGCUCGAGAAGUUGGAUUAUUCGAGUACGAUGCAACCCAUAGUAAGUAGUUCGCCAUUUGACGUUACUUUAGCCGAAAGUAAUAAUGAAACAACAAUAGCACCUCCUGCGAAGAACGAGGUAGAGCAGGAACCUUCGAGAAUUGCGAAUUUGCAAAUAUUAGCCCAAGUUAGGGCAGGCUUUAUGAACGAUGUGUCCAGUACACCAAUAUCCACUCCAGAGUACACUACUGAAGCGAUACCAGUCCUAGAAUCGUCUUCGAAUCCACCGACGCAAGAGAUAACCGAUGCUCCGUUAACGAUCGAGAUGAGCAUCACUACUGGUACCUCGACGACCAGUCAAGCCGUAGUCGAGACUACGUCGUCGGCAAACGUAGUCGAUACGACCGUGCAAAGGGUCGAGGAUGAUCGUGAAAUGGUCACGAUUCAAAUGAAAGGUCUCGACGAAGAGAACGACACUACCGCUCAGAACAAUACGUUGAAUGUAGAAAUAAUGCUGUACAAGAUAUUGAAUGAGACCGUUCCCGCAGGUACUGAAAAAUUAGAUCUUAUGAGAGACUUGUUCAGUAAUCAGGACGUCCAAUCGGCUUUAGAAAAGAACCUAUUGUCAGCUUUGAGCUCAAACGAGAAAAUAACAUCUAACAAUUCUUCUUCUUCUUCAUAUCCUUCUUCUUUCGAUAAUCGUCUCAUUGCCGAGUUGAUGAAGAUUUCGGAAAGAGUCUCGGUCGAUUCGACGAGCAUACCCGAAUCGCCGUUAAAUUCCGAGAAUACGUACAUGGACAAUUCGCCUGAUGGGCUUCCUCAGCUUUUGGGAGGUUUCUUAGAUAAUACCAAUAGAAGCGAAUCUGUGACUAAUGAUAAUGGCACAGUAGUAGAAGCCAAUAAUAACGAGACUUCAGUAGUUGCUCAAAUGACGAACAUGCUAUCCGCCACUACAUUACCUUCAGUAGAAGCCACCACCACCGAUUCAACCAACAUUGACACGAAUACCGAUAUAGCCACUCCCGAAUCACCACAAUCCACUACACAACUAGACAAUGAGAUACUCGAAACAACAACAAUUCUUGAUAACCCAGUAACUAACCCCCCGAACGUAGCGAGUAACCUAACAAACGAAUUAACAAACUUGGUUGACUCACCAAUCAUGGCCCGCAUGCUGCGAAUCUUUUCUAAACUACUUCACGCAGAAAAGUCACUAAACGGCAUUGUACCCGAUAACGCAUCCGAAACUCAUGAUUCAAACUCACUAACCACCUCCGAUUCGACAGAACCGCUACCGAUGGUCGAUGAUGAUGUGACUAAUACCACCGAACUAAUAACGGAUCUCUCCACUAAUCCAGAGUCGACGACUCUGCCGCCCACCGAACCCCAAACUAGCGCUGGUCUUACAACACUAUCUCCAACUGUUAUUGCCCAUUUCCAGGAUACUACGCCAUCAACCGCCCAAAGGACGGCAGGUACAAGCUUCAGUACACCAAGCUCUAUCAUCAAAUCCCUAUUGUCAUCCAAAUCCUCCUCAAGCAUCGAUAAUACCAAUCACAUACCCACCGCAAAUCCAAAGUCAUCGUCAUACCUCCCAUCAACCACGGCGCAGUACCAGAGUACGGGCUACCCAUCAGCUACACCCGCAACAGCAAAGUUUUCACCAGUGAUACCAACGAGUUUUUACCAACCAACACAAGUACCGAGCACAACUGCCUCCAGUCGUUUCGGCAGCAGCAGACUCACACCAGCGCCCAAGUUCAGCUCUAGCAGCUCGACCACAGCUCCGCUCCGAGAUUACCUGAUCUACGGAAUCUACCCCAACAAGACCAUUGUUAGAAAGCGCCCGGAAGACAAUCUCAUCGAUCCCAGAAACGUAGACAGCCCCUACGUGAUAUUUGGAAUUUAUCCGGAUGGAAAGCUCGUCCGCAAGUUCCCUAACGGCACGGUAAUACCGGACCCACCCAGCAAUCCGGUAGAAGUUGUAUUCUCCCUCAGUACAACUACUACCACCACCACCACUAACCGGCCCGGAUCGCGCGAUAACCAGAUUAUUAAUCGGGGCAUGCCUAACCAGAAGUUCGACUUGUUCUUUAAUAACCGUAGUCCCGUUGAUGAUGGAUUUACUCAGAAAGCUUUCUACGCCCCCAACAACGAUGUUGACAAUGCACUCGGUUACAGUGGACCCACCGGUUUUGAUCUCCCAAUUGGUAGUGUUGGUAGCGACACUAAAGAUACGAUUUUACCAGCUGAAGGUGUCGUAGUAAAUGGUAAUCGAUCGAAUGGUCGCAUUAUUCUUGACCGUGAGAGGAACGAAGCUACGAAGACGAAUCAAGACGCCGGUCAGCGAAACUCUGUGUUUAUAGGACAGGAUAAGUUUGUUAACUAUUGGACCAACGGGCAGCCUAACUCUCCACCUACUGUCCUCAGUGUCAAUAUUAAAUCAACCGCCACUGCCGCUAACGAAGGUCCUCUAUCAGUACCCGCUCGACCUCUCAACUUGGACAUACUGCCGAACAAAUCGUCCGGAAAAAGCGUAACGGCCCCUCCUGGUUUCCCAUGGAAGGAUGCUCUGGAACAAAUUUUCGGCAUCACAACCACUCCUGGAACUCCCAUCACCGCCUCGGUGGCUUCGAACACUAUAGAUGAUUCUACCGGUGAAAACGCUGCCAUUUCCGCGAGUCCGAUAAACAAUCUCGUGGAAAUCUUCAGCCCAGUCUCGAGUACCAUAGAGUCUUUGAUAAACACUCCGACGAAACCUACGACUCUACCGCCGGAAACCACGACUAUGACAACUACUCCUACGCCGAUUCCAGUGUUCUCAUCGACCACCGAAAAGCCACUCACGAUGAAUCCGAACGCCUUCGGUACGACGUUCGACGAUCUUGCUUUCUUGAACGCAUUGUUGGAAAAAACAGCUCCGAAUAAGGGAACACCCAAGACGCUCACGGAAGUGGAACAGCUACUGGCGAACAAGAUUCUAUCUCUCGCCCUCGGAAGGCCCUUGACCAACGGCGGGCCGACUCGUUCUCCAAAAGCCAUCCAGCCGUCCAACGCGUCGCCGAAUUCCGUCGGCGGAAGCGACGACUCGAAGUUCUCGACUCCGUUGCCUACUUCCACGGCGUCGCUGCCGAUAGUCAUCAAUUUGCACCCAACGACGACAGCCAAGCCAUCGACGACCACAGCUUUCACGUGGAAACCCAUCAAGACCUUCUCGAGCUACGACGAUUUCACCACACCGUCAACUAGCACGACCAGCACGAGUACGACGACCACGACGCCGAAGCCUACGACCACCACGACCACUACCACUACACCUGCCCCGACUACGACCAAGACAACUACGACGACGACGACGACGACGACUCAAAGACCGACAACCAGGCAACCCGUUAUUAUUACCGCCAAGCCAGUGACUACCAGAAGGCCGAGGCCAAGGCCGACCACACCUCCUCCUCCCGCUGGACCUUUCGCCUUUGCAGUGAAUUUCUUCCAAUCGCUCUUCGGACGGCCCACUACGACGCCGAGGCCUGUGGUUAGAAGGCCCGCUCCAACGGCGAGAAAAAUCGUUUCGACAACGCAGAGGGUGACAACGAGCAGUUACAAACCGACGGAAGUGGCCUCGAAGGCACCGAGUGUCGGACAGGCCUCGACGACCUUCUCUCCCGAAGACGAUGCCAAAUUCCUGGCCGCUUUGUUGGACGUUGCUCGCAACAGCAACGGUGGGGAUAAGAGAUCGGUGGCUUCGUCGUCGCAGCAGCAAGUCCUCAACGCCGACGACGAGGAAUUCCUGAGGGCUCUGCUCAACGGAGAAGGAGCCAAGAUCAAGCCCCUGUCCAGCGUCGGCGGGAACGAUCAGAAAGACGCGGCUCUGCUCGCAGCCUUUCUUAAAGCUCAGGGCUUAGAACCCUCCACACCUUCUAGUCUCGGUAAACUGACCUCGACGACUACGACGACGACGACGACGACGACGACGUUUAGGACGACGACGACACGACGAAGGCCACCUCCGGCCGCCUCGACAUAUCCCCCUCCGCUGUUCAGCAACUUCGGCGUACUCAGCAGUGGCAGUGGCGGUGGUUUUGGCAGUGCUGCCGGCGACGUUGCUUCCUCCUCCGGGGGUGAGGGCACGGUGCGCAGUCAAGUAGUCAACGCCGCGAUUGGCAUGACCCGAGCUUUCGGUCAGUUCAUUGGCGCUGCCAUAACGGGCGCAGCGCAGUCGUUCCAGUCAUUCGUUAAAAAUGGAACAUCUCUAUGGGGUUAGACCAGCAAUUUCAAAGAGAGGAUGUUACAUUUGCAUUGUUUGUAUGCGCUUCUCGAGGGAGCGGAUACACUGUACAACGUCAGUCGUCCGAGUCGAAGAAGAAGAAGAAGAAGAAGAAACAUGAGAGGAGAAAGAUUAAAGUCACGAAUAAUAUUUAAAACCUGUAAACCUUAUAUAUUACUUAUACUAUUUGAUAGAAUGUAGUUUUUUCGCACUAAAAUUGUUUGCAUCUAAGUUGAAAACGAUCAAAAAGUUUGCAAAAAAAAAGCCAUAAAAUUUUCAAAACUUUUUCAGAUUAUACACUUUUUAUACAUUAUACAGACGAUAUUAUCUCCUAGAUUGUAGAACGCGUUGUUGAGAUAGUUACUUUCAUGGUGGGAUGUAAUGUUGAAACGAUAAUAUUGAGAAGAAAAAAAAAACGCUUUGCAAACGUUUCUAGGGUAAGCCUCCUCAUGAUGUGAUUUCUAAUGCGUGUACAUGCUUAUCGAGUGUGUUCUUACAAGAACACGCUUAUGCCAUGAUUAAAUAUAUUAAUGUUUAAAAAAAAAGAACGAAGAUCAUUGUUUCAAACUGUUUUUUAGUGAUGUAAUAAUUUAAAAAUUAUAAGUCAAUUCGGUUAUACCUCUGCAAAAUCGUGCACUAUUGAGUAAUUCGUAAGAUUUUGUUAAAAGUUUUGUUUGAUUUCGCCAAGGUAAAAAACAAAUAUGAGGUAUAUGCCUAUACGGGAGUACUCGUGAAACAUUUGUAACGUCGAAUGCGAAUUAUGCAGUAAAUAAGUAAUAAUAGAACGAAAGCGUAGCACCUUUUGUUCGUCGCAAAAUUUUUUCGUAAUGUUGAACUUCCUCACACAUUACUAUAAUGUCAACGAUGGAUAAGGAUAAUAUUACAUGAUUCUGUACAUCAGACUGCGUUAACUCUUAAUGAUACCGACGAGGAAGGAGUUUUGUUUUAAUAUAAUAUGUUUUGUACAGCAUUAUUUGUCUAUGUUUAUUUGUAUUUGUAGUCUAUUUGUAGCGUGAUAUGUUUUGUACAAUAAAGUGGAUUUGUGAAUAGUU